AUGAAAAUCAAAAUAUAUAAACUUUCGAUUAUUCAUCUGACAUUUGUUUUAUUACUUUUCAAUUGGACCUUUGCGGUCAAGCAAUCUUCACAUAAUGUUCUCGCAAAUGCAUUUCAUGUUAGAUUUACUUCUUCACCUUUCACUUCAUCUGCCGAGCAUAUUGAAUCCCAACAUGCAAAUUUUCAUAAAGAGAUAAAUAAACGUGGAAUCGAUGUCAAAAUUAAAGAAUCAUUCAAACGAUAUGCAAACGUAAUUAGCAUCGAAACUGAUGAACGUAAUGUAAAGAGAAUCGCUGAAAUCGAGCACAUUGAAAGUAUUGAACCCGUGAAAAUUUAUAAACGAUAUAAUCCAAUUAAGCCAAUCGAAAUUAAUAAAAAAAAAUCGAAUAAGGAUGCCGAAUAUCCUCUUAAUGGAACAGUUCUAAUUGCUCCUAAUAAUGAUAUUAAUGCUAUUCAUGAAAUUACCGGUGUCAAGAAGGUUCACGAAAUAUUAAAAGUCUCAGGAAAAGGUGUCAGAGUCGGAAUCCUUGAUACAGGCAUUGAUUAUACACAUCCUGCUCUUGGGGGAUGUUUUGGACCAGGAUGUAGAGUAGCAUUUGGCUAUAAUUUUCUCGAUGAUACGAACGAUCCGUAUGAUAAUUGUGAUGGACAUGGAACUUUUGUAGCAGGAAUUAUUGGAGGUAAUGAUCUAAGAGAUGACGGACCUGGAUUUGUAGGCGUAGCACCUGAUGUAAUUUUUGGAGCAUAUAAAUUAACUCCUUUGGAUUGUCCAACAAAUGAUGAGGAUGUCAAUUAUGAAGGCGUAAUUAUAAAUGGACAAGAAAUUAUCGACAUUAUAGAAACCUUAAUUAUGAAAGCUAUUACCAAGGCUGUCGAUGAUGGAAUGGAUAUCAUAAAUAUGUCUAUAGGAUAUGAGGGUGAUAAUAGAAGCCCUCUUGCAAAUAUGAUCAAUGAGUUGUCUGUACAUAGAGGAAUAAUAUUCAUAGUGGCAGCAGGGAAUAAAGGCGCAUUGGGCGUAUUUACUAGCAUGACGCCAUCGAAUAUUCAAAAUACUAUUAACUAUAUUACAAAAGGUGCAAUGGCAUUUACGGUCCAAAGAGCUAAAGUUAAAUUGCUUCCAAUGGAUAAAUGUUUAAAUGAUUAUAAAGAAUUUAAUAAUGCAGUAGUUAUCAUAGAUUUUAGAGGUGAUAUACCAUGUUCCGAUAUACUAGAUUAUUUGGACAACGAAAACCUUAAUCCACUCGGACGAUUAGCAAUUCUUCCUGAUAUCGUUGAAGGAAUUGUAUUGGACUUGGGAAAUAACGCAAUCAUUGAUUCGAGACAAGCCGAUAGUUUACUUAAUUAUCUAAAAACAAAUAAAGACUUGGAAUUAGAUUUUUCUGAUAAGUAUGGAUACAUGGAAUUUGAACCAUAUUCCGUAGUUCCCUCAGUAUUUUCAAGUUGGGGUUUGAGUGAAGAGUUUAAUAUCAAGCCUGAAAUUUCCGCACCCGGACAAAUGAUGAUUUCAACCUUUCCAGUGGAUUUGUCACCUUAUGCAAUAGAAUCUGGAACAAGUUUUUCAUCACCAUAUGUGGCAGGCAUAGCAGCCUUAUAUAUUGAAACAUUUGGAAAGCAACAGUCUAUCGAACAACUGAAAACUUCAUUCAUGAAUUACGCUGUUCCUAAUAUAGAUCGCAAUAAUUUACUAGCUCCGGUGUUGAUUCAAGGCGCAGGACUCGUUGACGCUUUUGGAGUGUUGAAAGCCACCAGCUUUGUCUAUCCUCCAAAAAUUAAUUUGAAUGAUUCUGUUCAUUUUAAUGGGCUUCAAAAAUUAAAUGUUUACAAUAGCGGAAGAAAAGAGAUGAAAUAUAAAUUAUCACACUUGCCAGCUCAAAGUUUUAAUGGAUAUAAUAAAACAUUUGAAAGAAAUUAUUUAAACUUGGAAUAUUUUACAAACCAAGAACAAUAUGCUAGAGUUGUAUUUGAUUAUGAUCAAAUUGCUGUACCACCUGGAUCAAGUGUUGAGGUCUCUGUGUCUUUUACUUUGCCAAAGGAACUACCUAAGGAUGGACAUUUGUUUUAUAGUGGAUGGAUUGAAAUAAUUCCUAUAGAUGAGAACAUGCCUAUGAUGACGGUUCCUUAUGGUAAAUUAAUUUUUUGCAUAUAUCCACCAUUUGAACAUUCUAAUGUUAAUUUCUCAACCGUUUUUAUUCAUAUAGCUGGGUUAGCUGAUGAUGCAAGAUCGCUUCCAAUAUUUCAAACUCCAUCAUUUCCUAGACUUCUUAAUUCAACUGAAGGUGCUAUUACCGAGGAGGAUCCGAUUGAAACAUAUUCCUUAAAACCUUUUAACAUUACUCUUCUCUUAUAUGAUUAUCCAUUUUUAAAUCUUAAUCUUGCGACUCCAACACAAAACAUUAUCACCGAAAUACUUGAUGUUAAUCGAAAGCCGUUAGGAUGGGUUAAAGAAUUUACUGGAAUUAAAUAUCGAAAAAGUCCAGUAAUAGUAUUUGUUUAUUGGGAUGGACUUAUUUAUAAUAAUCUUGGUGAUGUAACAGAACCUGGUACACCCGCUCCUGAUGGAAUAUAUUUAUUUAGAAUUAAAGCGUUAAAGAUGUAUGGUGAUAUUAAUAACGAGAAGGAUUAUGAAUCUUGGGUUAGUCCUAAAUUUAGAAUUAAGAGAAGUGCAUAA
Molecule: messenger RNA, 2667 nt
Organism: Funneliformis caledonium
Lineage: Eukaryota; Fungi; Glomeromycota; Glomeromycetes; Glomerales; Glomeraceae
Source: the annotation of a GenBank genome assembly